AAACUAUCAUAUCUCUCGUCUCAAAAAUCCACCUCUCUCCCUAUAUUGCCAUCCUAUGUUUUCUCCAUUGAAGGGUACUUUCUCUAUUUGCCAAACAUAUUCCUUACACUGCUACAACUACUGACUUCUAAACAUUCAAUCCCAAACUCUCUUUUCUUCUUAACACUUGUUUCUCUCUCUUUCUUUUCUAAUACAAAAAUCUCUCCACUCUCUUAUUCUUCUUUACUUUAAAACACUAUAUGCCUUCAAGAUUGACAGAUGCCUUUAGAGCCCACCCUGUCCAUCUCCACCACAAACUUCUUGACUUUACUUCUCUUCAAGAACUACCCGACUCUUACAAAUGGAGUCAACUUGAUGACCACCCCCAACACCGCCCUUGCUCCGGUGGUGGUGGUGGUGGCGGCCCAGAAUCGGUUCCGGUUAUCGAUCUUUUAGACCCCAAUGCCCUUAAAUACAUAGGCCAUGCAUGCAAAACUUGGGGUGCUUUUCAAGUUAUUAAUCAUGGUAUUCCUGCUAGCCUUCUCAAUAACAUUGAGAAAGCUAGCAGAAGUCUUUUUUCUUUACCUGUUCACCAAAAACUUAAAGCUGCUAGAUCACCUGAUGGCGUUUCUGGUUACGGUAUUGCAAGAAUUUCUUCAUUCUUCUCUAAACUUAUGUGGUCUGAAGGAUUCACCAUCGUCGGAUCUCCCCAAGAUAACUUCCAAAAACUUUGGCCUCGAGAUUAUUCUAAAUUCUGGUACAUUGAUAUAACAGAAGAAUACCAAAUAGAGAUGCAAAAACUUGCAGUCAGAUUGAUGUGGUUAAUGCUGGGCUCCUUAGGCAUAACUAGCGAAGAUGUCACCUGGGCUGGCCCAGAAGGUGAUUUCGAAGGGGCUUCUGCUGCCGCCUUACAACUGAAUUACUACCCGGCUUGCCCUGACCCGGAUAAGGCCAUGGGUCUUGCUGCCCAUACUGACUCAACUCUGCUUACCAUCCUACACCAGAAUAGUACCAGUGGAUUGCAAGUACAAAAAGAAGGAACCGGGUGGGUUACCGUUCCGCCUAUUCCGGGUGGUCUUGUAGUCCAUGUAGGAGACCUCCUUCACAUCCUAUCCAACGGGUUGUACCCCAGUGUUAUUCACCGGGCGGUAGUUAACCGGACCAAGCAUAGGCUAUCCGUGGCUUAUCUGUAUGGGCCACCAUCAAGUAUCCAAAUAUCACCCUUAUCUAAAUUAGUAGGCCCGAGUCAACCACCUCUUUACAAAGCAGUCACUUUCUUUGAGUAUCUUGGCACUAAAGCUAAACACUUCAACGAAGCACUAUCAAGGGUUAGGGUAUGUGCUCCUCUGAGUGGAUCAUUACUUGAUGUAAAUGAGCACAGCAACAACAACAACAACAGUAAUAAUAAUAAUAGGGUAAAAGUAGGAUAGAAGAAUUUUACCUUUUUUUUUUGUUUAGUUUUGUAAUUAAAUCCAAUUUUGUCCUUUUGUCUUAAUUCCUUUCUCCAAGAAUUUCUUUUG
Molecule: messenger RNA, 1499 nt
Organism: Ricinus communis (castor bean)
Lineage: Eukaryota; Viridiplantae; Streptophyta; Magnoliopsida; Malpighiales; Euphorbiaceae
Product: gibberellin 3-beta-dioxygenase 1
Exons: 2
Coding region: 240-1409 (389 amino acids)
Biological process (GO): gibberellin biosynthetic process; response to light stimulus
Molecular function (GO): gibberellin 3-beta-dioxygenase activity
Source: RefSeq, a predicted model, not a curated record